AUGACUUCUCCCGACAUCACUCUCUACACGGCCCAGACGCCCAAUGGAAUCAAGAUUUCAAUGGCGCUCGAGGAGCUUGGACUUCCUUACAAGGUCGAGAAAAUCGAUAUCUCGAAGAACACCCAGAAAGAACCCUGGUUCUUGGAAAUCAACCCCAACGGCCGCAUCCCCGCCUUGACCGAUACUUUCAGCGACGGCCAAAAGAUCCGUCUCUUCGAGUCCGGCAGUAUCCUGCAAUAUCUGGCCGAACAAUAUGACACCGAGCACAAGAUCUCGUUCCCCAAGGGCAGCCGGGAAUCCUACGAGAUGAACAACUGGCUCUUCUUCCAAAAUGCCGGCCUCGGUCCAAUGCAAGGCCAAGCGAACCACUUCUCGCGUUACGCCCCCGAGCACAUCGAGUACGGCGUGACCCGAUACGUCAAUGAGACGCGUCGCCUGUACGGUGUUUUGGACAAGCACCUCGCUCAGUCCAAGUCCGGUUACAUUGUCGGCGACCAUGUCUCCAUUGCUGAUAUUUCUCACUGGGGCUGGGUGGCUGCUGCUGGAUGGGCUGGUCUUGACAUUGAGGAAUUCCCGCACGUGAAGGCUUGGGAGGAGCGCAUGGCUCAGCGCGAGGGUACUGAGAAGGGUCGUCAUGUUCCUUCGAAGCACACAAUUAAGGAUCUGCUCAAGGAUAAGGCUGCUAUGGAGAAGCAUGCUGCUGAGUCGCGGUCGUGGAUUCAGCAGGGUAUGAAGGAGGAUGCAAAGAACAAAAUCUGA
Molecule: messenger RNA, 759 nt
Organism: Penicillium maclennaniae
Lineage: Eukaryota; Fungi; Ascomycota; Eurotiomycetes; Eurotiales; Aspergillaceae
Product: glutathione S-transferase family protein
Exons: 3
Coding region: 1-759 (252 amino acids)
Source: RefSeq, a predicted model, not a curated record